CUCCCAGGAUCUGAAGAAAUUGAUGCUUUACCCCGCGUCGCCAAGGAAAACAUUAGAUUUUUUUCUUUUCACUUUCAUUUUCACAGCGUCACAAUUUAAAAAGAAAUCGGGUUGUAUUAACUCAAUCUACAUGCAACUAAGGCAUUUUGAGCCCGCUGGAUACUUUCAUUGUAGCAGAACGAAUCGUUUGGAUGAGCGCCUGGCACACUGAGACAUAGACAUUCAUCACACGGACACAACUGAAGAGAGGUGAGCAGCAGAGCAGCACUCAUCACCGGCGAACACACCACAGCAGCGCGCGGCAUUCAGGAACACACCGGGACAGAAUGGGAUAUGCAAACAUAAGAGGAUACACUUUUCUGCUCUGGGCUGCCACACUACUUCUGUUAGCCCAGAGCAGAAGAGGCAAACAGCCCAGAUGCCCCUCUGGAUGCACAUGCACCAAAGAUAACGCCUUGUGUGAAAACGUGAGAUCUGUGCCACACAGCUUCCCUCCCGAUGUCGUCUCACUAUCAUUUGUGAAGUCUGGGUUCACUGAGAUUGCAGGGGGAGGCUUUCUCCACACGCCAUCCCUUCAGCUUCUAUUGUUUACAGCCAAUUCUUUCGACUCCAUCGACGAAGGUGCUUUCCAAGGCCUGCCACAUCUGGAAUAUCUAUUUAUCGAAAACAACAAAAUUGAGUCGCUUUCGCCCCAUGCCUUCAGAGGUUUGAAAUCUCUCAUUCACCUGAGUCUUGCCUACAAUAGUCUUGAGACGUUGCCCAAAGAUAUUUUCAAAGGAAUGGAUGCCUUAACAAAAGUGGAUCUCAGAGGAAACAUGUUCAGUUGUGACUGUAAGUUGAAGUGGCUUGUGGAAUGGAUGUACAGCACUAAUGCAACGGUGGAUCAGUUAUACUGCAGUGGGCCUCCACCCUAUCAAGGGAAGAAGAUAAAUGACCUAGUGCCUCAGUCCUUUGACUGCAUUACAGCAGGUAAAUGUGCACUAGUCUGUCCUGACUGCUGUAUAAGGACGGACAUUCCAGAGAUGGAGGACGUCUACGCCGUCAAACACUUCAAGGUGAAGGGGGAGCUGUUUGUCUGUCUGACGCGCUUCAUUGGUGACUCCAAGGUGAUGAAGUGGGAUGGCUCUAUGUUCACAGAGAUACAGACAAUGCCCUCGCGGGGAUCCAUGGUCUUCCAGCCCCUCUCCAUCGGCAACUGGCAGUACGCCAUCCUAGGCAGCGACUACUCGCUAACCCAGGUCUAUCAGUGGGACACCAAGAAGGGCCAGUUGGUGCACUUCCAGGAGCUCAACGUCCAGGCGCCGAGAGCAUUCUCGCUGAUGUCCAUUGACAACCGAGAGUUCCUGCUGGCGUCCAGCUUUAAAGGGAAGACGCAGAUUUACGAGCACUUGAUGAUCAACCUAAGCAGCUAGAGUGCCGAUUGAAAGCACAGAGAACCAUUCCCUGACACAGAUGAGCCUAUUGUUAAACUACAUGCUUGAUCUAGCCUAGCGCUAAAAAUAAUAAUUCCGGAUGAAUGCCUCUCUAGAAACGCCCUUUGUGUCUUUCUCUGUUGUCACCAUCUGUUCGGCACUUUUCAUUUUUCCUGUUUUUUUUGUCCCUUUCAACAAAAGCUAUUGUUAACAUAUUCUCAUUCUUUGCCAUGUAGUCACUAAAGAGGUAUAAUAAGGAAACAAAAAAGGUCAAAUCAGUUAACUGUUGACUUAAUCUGCCAAAUAAACUGUUUACAUUUUUUACAGUGAUGUAAAAAGCCAUUUUUAACUUUUUUAAACAAAGUCGUCCUGUUUAACCACAUUGGGUGUGAUAGAUUUGAAGCUUGUUAUAUGACUCAACAAUUUCAAUAAUCAGAAUGCAAUAAAC
Molecule: messenger RNA, 1860 nt
Organism: Sinocyclocheilus grahami
Lineage: Eukaryota; Metazoa; Chordata; Actinopteri; Cypriniformes; Cyprinidae
Product: leucine-rich glioma-inactivated protein 1-like
Exons: 7
Coding region: 327-1412 (361 amino acids)
Biological process (GO): myelination
Molecular function (GO): protein binding
Source: RefSeq, a predicted model, not a curated record